This is a messenger RNA of Trichoderma virens Gv29-8, 1002 nucleotides long. RefSeq lists its product as uncharacterized. The record is from RefSeq and is a predicted model, not a curated record. Gene Ontology annotation, molecular function: oxidoreductase activity. The coding region runs from base 1 to 1002 and encodes 333 amino acids. The transcript has a single exon. Lineage: Eukaryota; Fungi; Ascomycota; Sordariomycetes; Hypocreales; Hypocreaceae.
AUGCAAGCUUGGCAUCAUCACCCUCCCGGCGGCACCGAGAAGCUCAAGAUCGUCCAGGUGAAUAUACCAGAGAUCGAUGAUGACGAGGUCCUUGUCAGAGUACACGCUGCAGGUCUUAUCUGGAUGGAACUCUACUGGCAGCUCUACGAGAAGGAGGACGGUACAUACAAGACCCCUAUUCCUGGAGAGGACUACUCUGGUGUUAUAGUAAAAGUGGGAUCAAAAGUGCCAAAGGAGAAGCGCCUUGAAGUCGGCACUGAGGUUAUGGUCUUUGUAACUAAGGCCUUCUCCAGCAAGCGAAGCACAGAUGGCGGUAUGGCUGAAUACGCUAAGGCUCACUUCUCUAGAAUGAUCCGCAAGCCUCAGAGUCUAAGCCACGUCGAGGCUGCAUCAGUGCCACUUUCCGCUCUCACCGCAUGGCAGGGUUUAUUCGACUAUGCAAAACUUCAAGCUGGCCAGACUUUAUUAGUCGCCGGAGGCACGGGUCCAACUGCCCUCUGGGCUAUCCAGAUGGGUAAGAUGGUCGGGGCUCGAGUUAUUGCCACAGCCGCAUCCGAACAAAGUUUCAAGCUUCUCAAGUCGCUUAACGUGGACGAGGUUAUAAACUACAAAGAGGUUAAACUGGAGUCCGCUCUAGAAAAUAUCGAUGUCGUCUUUAACGCUGUAGGCGAUGAAACGACAAAGCAGGCCCUGAAGGUUGUUAGCAAAGACGGCAUAAUUGUUAACAUCGUGGACACAACGGUCGGCGACCUGAGCAAGGAGUCUGUGAGGGAUAGCUUCCGGGAACCUUUUUUUAGGAAGGAGGAGGGACGGACGGUGGUUUUCUUCAUUGUUGACAUGAAUGUGGAGCAGUUAACGAAGAUUUGUAACUUGCUUGAGGAAGGCAAGCUGAAGGCGGUCAUCGGUGGGGUCUUUGAGUUUAACGAUGCGGUGAAUGCCUUCAAGCAGGGCGAGACGGGCCACGCUCAUGGGAAGAUUGUGGUGAAGGGGCCUGGUCUAUGA